Pelagomonas calceolata is the source of this 6647-nucleotide messenger RNA. The record is from the annotation of a GenBank genome assembly. Lineage: Eukaryota; Pelagophyceae; Pelagomonadales; Pelagomonadaceae.
AUGUCCAAGGCCCCCUACCGCGCGGCGAGCCACCGGUCCGAAGCGAACGUGGACUUUGCGCCGCCGGCGUGGUGGCGCCCGCACUCGGCCAACACUCAUUUGUUGACGGAGACGAGGCAGACGGUGCAACGAUACGGCGCGGCGCCCUUCAUGACCUGGCUCGACGAUAAGGGGAAGGAAGAACGAACUCUAUCCUUCGACGAGUUGUGGGAGCGGUCAAGACGCCUCGCGCGGAAGAUGAGGGACGACUGGGGCGUCGAGACCGGCGACCGCGUCUUGUUAUGCUAUCUGCCGGGACUAGCGUUCGUCGAGGCCUUUUGGGCUUGUUUGCGGUUGCGAUGUGUGGCCGUUCCUACCUAUCCACCAGACCCCUCGAAAUUACAAAUAGGGCUGAAAAAAUUGGAUCUCGUGAAGAAGUCCUGCGGCGCAUCUCUUUGUUUAACAGAAAAAGCAUUGGACUCCAUGCGGCGCGCACUAUCCUUGACUCAUAGAUGGCCCGCGGGGUUAGUCUGGAAGAGUACGGACCGAGAGCUGAAAGUCAACAAAGGUGAAAAUGACGCCCCGUUGGACGACGACAGCGUCGCCUUCCUCCAGUACACGUCGGGCAGCACGGGGGACCCCAAGGGCGUCAUGCUCACGUUCGCGAAUGUAGAGAGCGGCGUCCGACACGAUGCUUCACGUCGAUGGCGCCGGCGCUCGUCGUCGAGAGCACGACGCGAGUCGCGCGCACGCAACGAGACGCCGCGAUGGCGCGGAGGGAGGAUGAGAACGCCAUCGCCGCGACGCGCGGGCGCGGUCGCACCACGCCUGAGAUUCACACAUACACAACCACACACGCAAAAACACAGGUCUGGCACAACCUCAACGAGAUGUACCUGCCGGCCCAGGCCCAGCAUUUCGAGAGUCGAGGAGUGGACUUGAGCCGAGAGCGGAUCGUCGGCGUGAGCUGGCUCCCGCAGUUCCACGACACGGGGUUGAUACUGUGCAUCGUCGGACCGUUCGUGGCGGGUUAUAGGAUGGUCAACUUCUCGCCCUUGACCUUUCUGAAGAAGCCGUUGUUGUGGUUAGAAGCACUCACAAGGUAUGGGGCUCGAUGGAGCGCCGCCCCGGACUUUGCCUACGAGUUAUGCGUGCGAAGACUAGCUGAAAGUAGUGAAGUCAACAUCGACCUCGGUAGAGUCGUGCAACUCGCGUGCGGCGCCGGUGAAAGAUGUAGACCUCAUCAGCUUGAACGCUUUGUCGAAGCCUUUACGAGUAGAGGUUUACGGAGUGACGUCUGGGUGCCGAACUACGGGUUAGCGGAACACGUCGUGGGGACGUGUGGGUGUGCUAGAGGUGUUAUUCUCUCUCAACAAAGACCGGACCUCGCGUGCUGCGGAGAAAACUUUCAGUGCGACUUGCGAAUUGUGGAUCCCAUUUCCCGAAAAGAUUCAUCACGGGGCGAGAUCUGGAUCUCGUCGCGAAGCGUGGCGGCGGGCUACUGGGGCAAGCCCGACUUAUCGCGCGAGACAUUUCAUGCCAGGAGAGUACUGGACGACGGCUCCGAGAGUAAGUCGAGAUACUUGCGGACGGGCGACGAGGGCUUCCUGGAGGAAGGGAAACUCUACAUCACUGGUAGGUUGAAAGAUCUCAUUAUUGUUGGAGGCAAGAACUACUAUCCUGAAGAUAUUGAGGUGGCCGCGCAAGAAGCGGAUAGAGUCGCCAUCCGGCCGGGCUGCGUGGCCGCCUUUGCUUCCAGUACAAAAGACGAGGAGCAAGUGGUCUGUGUGUUCGAGGUCAGGAAGAAGGCUACUGACCAGUUGGAUUUUGCUGCUCUGUCCGACAAGGUGGUCCGGACGGUCGGCAUAUCGUCAGGACUGCAGCCCCACCGCGUCAUCAUCAUUCCGGAGCGAAGUAUACCGAAGACGACGUCCGGCAAGGUGCAGCGACGGCAGACGCGUAGAUUAGUUGAUGAAAAAAAACUACGCGUGCUCUACGACUCGGCAGGCUUGAUCGCUGUCGAAGGGUCUCUGUUAACAAAUGCAUUGAGUGCCCUGAAGCAGGCCUUCCCCUGGUCGCUCGGUUCUCAGACACCUGUAGAAGAGGAGGAAACAAUGUCAAGGUGCAACUCGACGGCGUCACUCGUAGCCUUGGAGGACGAACCGCGGCCGCGUUCGUUCAGUGAGCGAGACGACGUCUCUGAAAUAGAACAGACAUUACUAAGUGAACUGCGCAAGGUGGCCAAGGGUACGGUUACCGCCACCACGGCCUUCCACGAACUUGGAUUAUCAUCAAGGCAGAUGGUCGAGCUGCUCAGGCAGGUGGAAGUAGCGUUGGAUGUGGAUCUGCCCCCGACGGUAGUCUUUUCGUGCCCGACCGUGCGCGCGCUCGCGCACGAGGUCGUCGGGUUGAGAGGUGGCUCUACGAUCAUGGCGCCUCCUGUUGUCCAAGAGAGUGACGGCGACGACGUCGGUGUGGUGGGCUGGUCCUUGCGGUUGCCGGGCGCCUGCGAUGCGCUGGAAGAACUUGAUUCGAUUUUAAACAACAAAGUGCGGUGCGGCACUACCAUACCUUGUAGUAGGUGGGACUGGCGCGUCACUGAUGCUCAAUUAUCCGCGAGUGGUGCCGAUAAUGACGCACGUUCACGAGCGAGGUACGGCGCUUUUUGUCUAGGGAGUGACGGCUUCGACCCGAAAACGUGGGGCUUGAGGCCUGCCGAAGCUACUGCGUUAGACCCGCAGCAGAAGCUCCUCUUGAGGCAGGGCCACGAGUUGCUGCGGAACCGCUACGCUACACGAGAAGAAUUGAGAGGUUCACAAGUAGGCGUCAUGUUGGGUAUGAUGAGCGCCGAUAACGUGUAUGGGAUCGAACCGUGCCACGCGGGGCCGCACCAGCUCACGGGUAAUGGGUAUGCGUCCUGUGCUUCUAGAUUAUCGUUUCUGUUGGAUCUGCGGGGUCCCGCAUUAGUCGUCGAUACCGCAUGUAGCGGCGCGUUAGUUGCCGCGCGCUUAGGUCAUGAUGCUGUGCGACGGAACGACUGCUCUACAUGUGUGGUAGGAGGUGUCUCACUGAUGUUAGCGCCAGGCUUGGUCCACUGCGGCGCCGCGCGGGCGGGCAUGCUGUCUCCUUCAGGUAGAUGUCACACGUUCGAUAGGAAUGCGGACGGCUAUUUGCGGGGCGAGGGCUGCGCGUUAUUACUCCUCGAGAAAGAUACCUCAAUAAAAUGGCGCGGGUCUGCUGUGAUGCAUAACGGCCAAUCCGCGACCUUCACUGCGUUGAACGCCUCGUCCCAGAAAGAUUUACUCCGACGAGCGUUACGAGGUACUUCUGUGACGAGCGUCGAGGCCCACGGCACGGGUACGAGGCUAGGCGACCCCAUCGAGGUAUCCGCGUUAUCUUUAUUGGAUAGGGUAUGUGUAUCAGGUGCCAAGGCCUGUUUGGGCCACGGCGAGCCGAACGCCGGCGCUGCUGGCUUGUUAAGUGCGAUGCUCUCCUUAUCAAGUAUAAAGCCGAACGGCGCGUUGCGACGGCUGAAUCCCGUCGUCAGAGUCGGGACGAUCGCCCUGCCGACGGAGGCCACUCUAUCUGAGAAAGGUUGUGUCGGCGUGUCGAGCUUCGGCUACUCGGGCAUCAUCGCCCACGCCGUGUUAAGUGGUAAGCUGGAAUUGUCUGAACCUCGAAAGCGCUUCGCGGACGACCGGCCUCUGGCGAACGUGCCGCCUCACCAUCGUAAUUCCUAUACGAGCGCCCUCGACGCGGCCUUACAUGAGAGCCCUUCACUAAGAGAUGUGACGUUCCACAAAAACGGUAAGGGUCCUUUCUCCGUGGUGGUCGACGGCGAUCUGAUAACUGUACGUGAUGCAUCCGACAUACUCUUAACGGCGACGCGGUGUACGGAUGAAGUUGAACAAUUCCGCCCGCCGCCUCCAGCAACGUUGGGGGAGGUCUCUGAUUUCUACACUGAACUCAAAGAGGCGACGGCCGCGCCGUCGAACGUCGUCGGCUCUGAAGUGAUAGCGCGGGCGUGGGUCUCAUCAAGGGGUGGAAUAGGAGCGUGUUCUAGCAAAGACGCCUUCGAGGCGUGCCGCCAGCUCGCGUGUCUGGUAAGGCGGCGCGAGGACGUCGGUGGGAGGCGCUGGUGGGAGCCGGCGUCCUGCGACCUCGUCGUCUCCUCCAGUGGAAGCGGGCCGGCCUGGGCCUCCGUGCGGACGACGGCGCGGCGCGCCGAUAUUGGUGUGUGCGACGCGUCCGUCUCCGAUGUGCUCGAGCUGCGCGGUUUGUGUUCUGUUCCCGUCGAGACGGGACCGUCUUCUCUCCAAGACGUUAAGCUCUACGCGCUGCGCUCUCAUGCGAUACAAACUAUGGAAGGGGACGACGCCGUCAGCAUUAUAAAGGAUCUGCCUCGCUCACUCCCCGCGAAUCGUACCGGCCGCCCGCGCUACACUACGGCAAGUGUCCGCACUUCGUCACCAGAGGUCGCGCUCGCGCUGGCUUCUACAGAAGACGCCUGGGCGCGGCUAAGUGAUGAAAGAGGCCCGCCCCUCGCCGUGGCCUGCGUGGCCUUGACCGGCAAGAGUGCUUUACUAGCAGGUGCCCACGACCCGAGGGACCUCGCCCUGGCCUGCGCGAAAUGUACAAACGUCCGCGCCGCGUCUCUAUGUGAAACGGAGACGGCGGCGCGCGCUCCAUCAACGUUCGCCGUCUACGUCUCCAAGCACGCGCCGGUCUCACUCAGAGACGCUGCACUGAAAGCGGGCGGUUCGGUGUGGGACGAAAGCCCCAUACCAAACGCUGAUGUGGUCUUUGUACGAGGCGCGUGGGUCCGCGUUGUGAGUCGUUCGUCAAAAGCUUUUGCGCAGUGUGCAGCUUUGUCACAACAAACGCGCGGCGCCGACGUCGCUUGUAUAUUGUGGCGCGGGCCGUCCAUCGGCGCCGAAGCGGUCGUGCGCCUCGCGCUGCGUUGCAGUGUGCCGCGAUGUGUAGCGCUGGCGACGCCGGCGCUCGUCGUGCCGACGAAGGCUCCAACAACCGUGAAGAAGGCGACAUCGGCGACGUCGACGCGCGAGGCCGUGUCAAGAGCGGCGCGCGACGCCCUUGGUGUCGACGAUAUUGACGAGACGGCGUCUCUAUCGGAUCUGGGCAUGGACUCCUUGGCCGGCGCGGAAUUCGUCGCGGACCUGUCUCGAAGACUAGGGAGGGCCGUCGCGCCCUCGCUGUUGAUCGAGUGCGAUACCGUCGAUUCUAUUGUAAGUGCUCUCGGGGAGGACGACGUAGUGGAAGAGCGAGUGGAGGAGGUCGUAGAAGACACUGGAAGAAGAUUAGCUUGCGCGCCUUCAUCAAAAGACCAGGAGCUGCUGCUGUGGAUGCUGCGGCGGGCGCGGACGCGCUCCAUCAAACCGGGCUACGCCUGGCUGCCACCGACGGCCGUCGGCCUGCUCGAGGGGUCUUUGAAUGUCGCGGCGCUGGAGUGGGCCCUUUCCCAGGUCGUCGACGCGCACGACGCGCUACAGUCUCGCUUGGUGGAAGUCCCGGGGGCCAACAAGGCGCUCGUCGUGUUUGGGGUUGACGAAAAGCCAAAACUCAUGAUCAAAACGGCUACGACGGUGGACGAGGCCAAGAGCAUGGCGCAGGCGUUCCACGACGCUACAAGCAACGACCCCUACGAGUCAACAUCAUUGUUGCGCGCUUUAUUAAUCUCCACACCUUCACAUGAACAUGUGUUAUAUCUAAGCUGCAACCACGCUAUUACAGACGGCUGGUCGCACCAGGUCUUGUAUGGGGAGCUGGUACGAGCCUACAACGCGCGGCUACAAGGUUCCGAAGCGCCGUUCGGCCACGAGGAGCGGCCCUAUGCGGCGUGGUUAUCUGAUCAAUCUAAUUAUGUGAAUGACGGGCGGAGAAGGCGCUACGCACGGUGCGCGCGCUUGCCGGCCUGGCCCCAACUUUCUACGACUGACGUCCUGUUCGAGACAGGUUCUCUGUUACGUAACGCCAUCGCCAAAGUCCUACCGAAGGAAAUUUUAGAUAAUGUAAAGCGCCACCUUUCGCGUUCCAUGUCGCUGCCGUCCGUCGUGCUGGCGGCCUACGCUCAUGCCCUCGGCCGCGCGUCGCGCGGCGAGGCGUCGGUCGUGCAGUACUCGCACCCCGGCCGCACGAAAGCUGAUCGGCGCACCUACGGCCAGCUCGCCACCGACGCCAACGUGCUGCUCGAUGAUUUAUCUCCACAGCCGACGGUCGGCGCCUUUUCGGAGUCGGUGCACCGCGCGGUCCUCGAGGCUUUGGCGCACCCGACGCCCUACGCCGACGAUUACGUGGCCUGCACGAAUGGUCGAGAGGCGCCGCUACCGGCCCAGUACAACUGGUACGACCGCUACGGGGACGUGCCCCAGUGGUCCGGCAUCCGGCGCGCGACCGAACUAUCGCUGGACUCGUCUUCUUUGUCUCAAAAGACGUUCAAUAUCGGCGCCGUGUACCUCAUGGCCCUCGUGCAGGGCGACGGGGCGCUCAAACUCGUGUGCUACUUCAACGAUAGCUUGUACGCUCGGCCGACGAUCCUCGACGCGCUCGGCGACGUGUCCUCGUUCCUGGCGCGCUUCGCCGAGGACCCGUCUCUUUCGUUGCCGCCGCUCUCCGCGGGCGAGAGCAAUGGGGCCGGGGCGCGGGAAUAG